Messenger RNA from Austrofundulus limnaeus, 166 nucleotides. Its product is annotated as neuropeptide Y receptor type 2. The record is from RefSeq and is a predicted model, not a curated record. Gene Ontology annotation, biological process: G protein-coupled receptor signaling pathway. NCBI's taxonomy places the organism in Eukaryota, Metazoa, Chordata, Actinopteri, Cyprinodontiformes, Rivulidae. Gene Ontology annotation, cellular component: membrane. Gene Ontology annotation, molecular function: neuropeptide Y receptor activity.
CCGACCUGCUGGUCAACACGCUGUGCCUGCCCUUCACCCUGGUCUACACGCUGCAGGGGGAGUGGAAGUUCGGCAGCACCCUCUGCUUCCUGCUGCCGUUCGCCCAGGGCCUGGCCGUGCACGUGUCCACGCUCACGCUCAACGUCAUCGCCCUGGACCGCCACAG